AUGUAAAAAACUACUGAUACAGCAAUUGGAAUUGAUUUAGGAACUACAUACUCAUGUGUAGGUGUUUUUAUUAAUGAUAAAGUUGAAAUCAUAGCAAAUGAUCAAGGAAACAGAACUACUCCAUCUUAUGUUGCCUUUACAGAUAAUGAAAGGCUUAUUGGAGAUGCUGCAAAGAAUUAAGUUGCACGAAACCCAUAAAAUACAGUAUUUGAUGCUAAAAGGCUUAUUGGAAGAAAAUUUAAUGAUUCAACUGUUUAGAAGGAUAUGAAAUUAUGGCCAUUUAAAGUUGAAGCUGGCUAAGAUGAUAAACCAUUGAUUGUAGUUAAGUUCAAAGGAGAAACAAAAAAAUUCCACCCAGAAGAAAUCUCCUCAAUGGUUUUAACAAAAAUGAAAGAGAUUGCAGAAGCAUACCUUGGAAAACCAGUUAAAAAUGCUGUCAUUACUGUACCAGCUUAUUUCAAUGAUUCAUAAAGAUAAGCUACAAAAGAUGCAGGUUAAAUUUCAGGUCUAAAGGUCUUAAGAAUUAUAAAUGAACCAACAGCUGCAUCUAUAGCUUAUGGAUUAGACUCAACAUAGAAAGGAGAAAAAAACGUUUUAAUCUUUGAUCUUGGAGGUGGUACUUUUGAUGUUAGUUUAUUGACAAUCGAUGAAGGAAUAUUUGAAGUCAAGGCUACAUCUGGAGAUACUCAUUUAGGUGGAGAAGACUUUGAUAAUAGAUUAGUAGAAUACUGUUUUACAGAAUUUUAAAAGAAAAAAGGAAUUGAUCUUAAAUAAAAUGCAAGAGCUUUAAGAAGAUUAAGAACUUAAUGUGAAAGGGCUAAAAGAAUUUUAUCAUCAGCCAAUCAAACAUCUAUUGAAAUUGAUGCUUUGGCUGAAAAUGAAGAUUUUAAUUGUACAAUAACAAGAGCUAAAUUUGAAGAAUUGUGUUUGGAUUAAUUUAAGAAAUGUAUACCUCCUGUGGAACAAGUUCUUAAAGAUAGUGGAAUGUCUAAAAGUUAAAUCCAUGAAGUUGUUUUAGUAGGUGGCUCUACUAGAAUACCAAAAGUUCAAGAAUUAUUAAAAGAUUUCUUUAAUGGAAAAGAAUUAAAUAAAUCUAUUAAUCCAGAUGAAGCUGUUGCCUAUGGAGCUGCAGUCUAAGCUGCUAUUUUAACAGGAACUGGGUCAUAAAAAUGUGAAAAUAUAGUAUUAUUGGAUGUUACUCCACUAUCUUUAGGUAUUGAAACCGCUGGUGGUGUUAUGAGUGUAUUAAUACCAAGAAAUACUACUAUACCAACUAAAAAGAGCUAGAUAUGUACAACUUAUGCAGACAAUCAAUAAGGAGUGCUUAUACAAGUUUAUGAAGGGGAGAGAUAGAUGACAAAAGAUUGUCAUAAAUUAGGAUAAUUUCAGUUAGAUGGUAUUGCUCCUGCUCCUAGAGGAAUACCUUAGAUUGAAGUGACAUUUGACAUUGAUGAAAAUUGUAUUAUGAAUAUAUCAGCUGAGGACAAGGCAACUAAGAAAUAGAAUAAAAUUACUAUAACAAAUGAUAAGGGAAGAUUAUCUAAAUAAGAGAUUGAUAGAUUAGUUAGUGAAGCUGAAAAAUUCAAAGCAGCUGAUGAAAAAAUUAGAUAAAUAGUAGAAGCAAAAAAUUCCUUAGAAUCAACUACUUAUCAUGUUAAAAAUACAAUUAAUGAUGAACAAUUUAAGGAUAAAUUUACAAGUGAUGAAAAAAGAUAAUUAAUAGAUUUAAUAGAAUCUACUUAAUAGUGGCUUGAUUCUCAUCAAAAUGAGGAGGCAGAUGCAUAUAAAGAAAAGUUAAAGGAAAUUGAAUCUAAGUUCCAUCCAAUUAUGCAAAGAAUUUAUGCUUAAUCUGGACCAGGUACUGGAGCAGAAGAAUAAAUGCCAAAUAUGGAUAGAUAGAAUGAUUUUUAACAUAAUCCAACAAUUGACUAAGUAGACUGA
This is a messenger RNA of Paramecium pentaurelia, 1941 nucleotides long. NCBI's taxonomy places the organism in Eukaryota, Ciliophora, Oligohymenophorea, Peniculida, Parameciidae. The record is from the annotation of a GenBank genome assembly.